Messenger RNA from Plasmodium relictum, 786 nucleotides. RefSeq lists its product as hypothetical. Lineage: Eukaryota; Apicomplexa; Aconoidasida; Haemosporida; Plasmodiidae. The transcript has a single exon. Bases 1 to 786 code for a protein of 261 amino acids. The record is from RefSeq and is a predicted model, not a curated record.
AUGAAAGUUCUAAAAGUAUUAAAUUUUUUUACUUACUUACUAAUUGUCGACUUAUUUAUCCCAUGCUUAACAUCUGAACCUACUAUAUAUAAUCAUAUUACUUCCUCUCUUUUAGUAAAUGAUAAAGAGCUCGUAAGAGUUCAUGCAAACAGUACGAGUUUUGUUAUUCCUACUAAUUUAAUUAAUUUAGUUUAUGAUGCUUUGGAGGAUGCUGAAAUAAAAUUUAAAAGACUUUCUUCCAAUCAGAAAAAGGAAAUUGUAAAUGGAUUAAAUGGUACAUUAUCUAUAGUCCGUGCAUUUCUAAAAAAGAGAAAUGAAGAACCUUCAAAAUGUACCAUAAGACUUAUAACGAAGUUCAUUAUGAAUGAAUUUCGUCGUAUUAAUGACAGAACACCCGAGAAGGAAAAGAAGGAGAAAAAAUGUUUUCAAGAACAUAUGGAUUAUUGGAUGAAAAUUAGAUAUGAUUAUAAUAGUAUUAAUAAAGAUAUGCAUAAUAUAUUGUUUAAUGAAAAGAAAACUAUAAAUAAGGACAGUAAAUGGAAACAAUUAAUGUGGGACAAAUGGAUUAAUUCAUUCCAUAGAUAUUUCAUGACAGAAAAUAAAAGGUGCCAUUUAGAUUUCAUAUGCAUGAUGCAGUACGGAUAUGAUUAUAAUGCAAUUAGGAAACAUUAUUCCAAAAUAAAAGCUCUUUGGGAAAAAGAUAUGUUACAUAUGUGGUCUGAGUGGAAUUUUUAUUUGAAUAAUUCUUUGAAAGAAUUAGAAAAAGAAGAGAAGGAUGAAUCUUAA